GGAGCCUCCUUAAAACUCUGCCGUUAAAAUGGGGGCGGGUUUUUCAACUCAAAAAGCGCUCAAUUUUUUUCUUUUCAAAAAAAGCUGAUGAGGUCGGAAAAAAAGGGAUAAGAAACCGGCUCGGUCCCUUCAGAGGCAACCGUAGCAGCAGUUGCUUCAGCGGAAAAAGAAGCAAAGGAGGGAGGGAAGGGAAAGAUCCUAAAGGAAAGACGCGCUAGUGCUUGUAGCGGUGAAAGGAGCAGCGAUCAGAGAUUUGGGGGAGUCGGACUACAAAAGAAACUGUCAGCUGCGGCUCGCAACCGGCCGGCCCAGCCUGAGUCGGCUCCGGGACCCAGCUGGCUGGCAGCCGCGGACAGGACAGCGGCACAGAGAGGGGCACAGACCGGAGGACCGCCAAGAACUAACUGGCCAAGUGGCACCGAGCGCCCGAGCUGCUGGGCGGCCGCCAAAAAGUCGGCGGGACUGGCUGCGCCCGGGAUCUGUGGCAACCGCUCCUACUUCCAAAGACACUUCCUAUCAUCGGAGGCCCCAGGAAAAUCUGAAAGGGAGGGAAAGACCGCCGCACAGGCGACCGCCGCCGCUCAGCAACCGCUUGCAGUGGAGAGUCUUAGCUAGGUCGGUCGUAGGCGGGAAGUACUGGUGAGCUGGCCCGGUGCAGGCGCGAUGCUACGGCGAGCUGCCCCAGCGGCUGGAGCUCCAUAGACGCAGCCCUGCACCGUCCUCAGGCUGCCGGGAGUCCCGGGACCCGGCGGAGCCGGCAUGACGGGCUUGGCGGGGGUCUGCCGCAUACCCACCAGCCUCCGGAGACCCGCACCCUGCCCGGCUCCCACGGCCUCUGAGGCUCGGCGGGGCUGCGGCAGCCCGGCGGGCGGGCUCCGGAGGCUCUUCUGAAGACGCGGAUCCCGCCGGGGAGUCGUUGAGACCUGAGAGUUGAGGGCUUCAGAACUGCUGCUCUGGUCUGCCUUCGGCAAUCAUCUUUAACCCUCCCGAGCACGUCAGCAUCCAGCCAGCGCGGCGCUCUGCUAGCGAGCAGCACUCUGGACUACCCCCUUCAGCGAGACGGAUGGGAAGUGAGCCCUGCGGAGGACCUGACUCUGAAAUUCUGCCUCAAGUCACAACUGCGAACAAGGGACCCUAAAGAAUGGCCGAGCCUUGGGGGAACGAGUUGGCGUCCGCAGCUGCCAGGGGGGACCUAGAGCAACUUACUAGUUUGUUGCAAAAUAAUGUAAACGUCAACGCUCAAAAUGGAUUUGGGAGAACUGCGCUGCAGGUUAUGAAACUUGGAAAUCCGGAGAUUGCCAGGAGACUUCUCCUCAGAGGUGCUAAUCCCAAUUUGAAAGACCGAACUGGUUUUGCUGUCAUUCACGAUGCUGCCAGAGCAGGUUUCCUGGACACUGUACAGGCUUUGCUGGAGUUCCAAGCUGAUGUUAACAUCGAAGAUAAUGAAGGGAACCUGCCCUUGCACUUGGCUGCCAAAGAAGGCCACCUCCCUGUGGUGGAGUUCCUUAUGAAGCACACAGCCUGCAAUGUGGGGCAUCGGAACCAUAAGGGGGACACCGCCUUCGACUUGGCCAGGUUCUAUGGAAGAAAUGAGGUCAUGAGCCUGAUGGAGGCAAAUGGGGUUGGGGGAGCCACGAGCCUGCAGUGAGUGUGUGGUCUUGUCCACUGCCUUCAUUCUGUCCGUUAGUUGGUUGGCUGUCCUGUUUUACUAUCACUUAUUAAAAUAUAGGAUUCGUUUUGCUUCAUUUUCAUAUUUUAAGCAGCUAGUCAAAUCCUUCGAAACUGCCUAAAUGGAAAUCUUACUACAAGUUUAUGAAAUAUUUAAACAUCGUUUUCACUGUCAAAAUUCUGAUUUCUAACAUGUAAUUGCAUAUAGUUAUGCCUUUCUUCUGGAUAUUUUAUCUUUGUUCUUUUUUCCCCUUUGCUUACCCUUUGCCAUUUUCAAUGUCUGAUUUGAAGACUUUGUUUUAAAAAAUACUUGUUUUGAUGCAUCUUUUGCCUAAUUAAAACACAUUUUUCAGAAGAGGA
Molecule: messenger RNA, 2028 nt
Organism: Grammomys surdaster
Lineage: Eukaryota; Metazoa; Chordata; Mammalia; Rodentia; Muridae
Gene: Cdkn2c
Product: cyclin dependent kinase inhibitor 2C
Exons: 3
Coding region: 1142-1648 (168 amino acids)
Biological process (GO): negative regulation of cell population proliferation; regulation of cyclin-dependent protein serine/threonine kinase activity
Cellular component (GO): nucleus
Molecular function (GO): protein kinase binding; cyclin-dependent protein serine/threonine kinase inhibitor activity
Source: RefSeq, a predicted model, not a curated record